AUGAUCUGCCGAGCCAUUGCAGCAGCAGCCGCACCUCAACGUGACCGAAACUUCUUCUUAAGCCUACUCAAAAGCGCCACAAAUCUCUCUCAGCUCAACCAAACCCACGCCCAGGUGAUUCUCAACGGCCUGAGCAAAGACCUCAUAGCCAUCACCAAGCUAACCCACAAACUCUUCGACGUCAAAGCCAUAUCCCAGGCCAAGCUUCUCUUCACCUCACUCUCCAACCAAAUCCCGCCUGAUAGGUUUCUCUACAAUGUGCUUAUCAGAGGCUUCUCCCAGAACAAAUCCCCGCUUGAUUCUCUGUCUGUUUAUGCUCAUCUUCGCGAAAAAACCACCCUUAGACCGGAUAAUUUUACGUAUGCUUUCGUUGUUUCGGCUGUUUCUUCACCCGGGCUCGAAAAAGUUGGGAUUUUGCUUCAUGGGCACGUGAUAGUUUCUGGGUUUAUCUCGGACCCCUUUGUGGGUUCUGCUUUGGUGGAUAUGUAUAUGGGCUUCUCGGAAGUUAGAUGCGCGUAUAAGGUGUUUGAAGGAAUUCCUAAGAGGGAUACUGUCCUUUGGAACACUCUGGCUUCUGGGUUGGUGAGGAAUUGCUUUUUCUAUGAGGCGGUUUGUACUUUUCGCGAUAUGGUUGUGGAGGGGACUGAGUUUGAUUCAACUACAUUGGCUGUGGUCCUUACAGCUACUGCUGAGUUGCAGGAGUUGAGAACUGGAAUGAUGAUUCAGGCUCUGGCACUGAAGGUUAGGUGUCAUUUUCAUGAUUAUGUUCUUACGGGAUUAGUUUCGUUUUACUCAAAGUGUGGAGAUGUUUCAACUUCUAGAUUGUUGUUUGGACUCUUAAAGAAGCCAGAUUUGAUAGCAUAUAAUGCCAUGAUUUCUGGGUUUACAGGUAAUAACGAGACUGAAUCUGCCGUAAGGCUUUUCAAAAAACUGCUCGUUUUGGGUGAAAAGGUUAAUUCGAGUACCAUUGUUGGAUUGAUUCCUGUGUCUAUUCCAUUUGGUCAUUUGGAGCUUGCGCAGACAAUCCAUGGGUUCUGUGUAAAGUCUAAUAUGGUUUUUAAUUCUUCUGUUUCAACUGCACUGCUAACUAUUUAUACGAGGCUCAAUGAGAUGGACUGCGCACGACGACUUUUUGAUGAGUCCCCUGAUAGAAGUUUGGCAUCCUGGAAUGCAAUGAUCUCUGGGUAUGCACAGAAUGGAUUAACGGAAAUGGCUAUAUCUCUUUUCCAAGAAAUGCAGAUGCUUGACAUUCAUCCCAAUCCAGUUACAAUCACCAGCAUUCUUUCAGCAUGUGCUCAACUGGGAGCUCCAAGUCUGGGAAAAUGGGUCCAUGAUCUGAUAAAGAAGGAGAAUUUUGAGUCUAACAUCUAUGUUUCAACUGCUCUGGUUGAUAUGUACGCAAAGUCUGGAAGCAUUGAAGAGGCUCGGAGGUUGUUCAAUGCCAUGACUGAGAAGAAUGAUGUGACCUGGAAUGCAAUGAUUUCUGGAUAUGGACUUCAUGGUCAUGGGCAUCAAGCAAUAUCACUAUUUCAUGAGAUGUUAGAUUCUGGAGUCACACCAACAGGAAUUAGUUUCCUUUCAGUUUUGUAUGCCUGCAGUCAUGCCGGCUUGGUAGAAGAAGGCAAAAAAAUUUUCGAAUCUAUGGUCCAUGAUCAUGGUUUUACGCCCUCAGCUGAGCAUUAUGCCUGUAUGGUUGACCUCCUUGGCCGAGCUGGAAAAUUACAGUAUGCUUUGGAAUUUAUAAAUCAGAUGCCUAUUCAUCCAGGUCCUGCUGAGUGGGGUGCACUAUUAGGUGCUUGCAUGAUUCACAAGGACAGUAACCUUGCUCGCUUUGCUUCUGAUAAGUUGUUUGCAUUGGAUCCUGAAAGCAUAGGAUACUAUGUCUUACUCUCAAAUCUGCACUCAGUUGACCGUAAUUAUCCUCAAGCUGAAUCGGUGAGGCAAGUGAUUAAGAAAAGGAAUCUUGCAAAGACCCCUGGCUGUACUUUGAUUGAGGUGAAUGGGCAUCCAUAUGUUUUUAAGUCUAGUGACCGGUCUCAUCCACAGACAGCUGCAAUUUAUGCCAUGCUGGAAAAGUUAAUGGGAAAGAUGAUAGAAGCAGGAUUUCAGACGGACACUGUUAUAGCUUUGCAUGAUGUGGAGGAUGAAGAGAAGGAACUGAUGGUGAAGGUCCACAGUGAGAAGUUGGCUAUUGCUUUUGGACUCAUAACAUCUCAACCAGGAGCAGAGAUCAGGAUUAUCAAGAACCUCAGGGUCUGUUUAGACUGCCACAAUUUCACAAAAUUUGUAUCGAAAAUCACUGAAAGACUCAUUGUUGUUAGGGAUGCUAACCGAUUUCAUCAUUUUAAUGAUGGUCUGUGUUCAUGUGGUGAUUAUUGGUAAACCACCUCCCAUUUGCCCACAAAGAUUGCAAGGUUGGCACAUGGGAGGUUGUUUUACAGAAGUGCUAAAUCAGGAGUGCGUCAUCCUCCAGUGCUUAUUUUCAGAUGUACAUAGUGAGUAAAUCUUUUCUUCUUGUUGUUGGCAUCAUGCAUAUUUUUUUUUUAAAGAAAAUC
Coffea eugenioides is the source of this 2555-nucleotide messenger RNA. RefSeq names its product pentatricopeptide repeat-containing protein At4g30700. The record is from RefSeq and is a predicted model, not a curated record. The transcript has a single exon. Gene Ontology annotation, biological process: RNA modification. Lineage: Eukaryota; Viridiplantae; Streptophyta; Magnoliopsida; Gentianales; Rubiaceae. Gene Ontology annotation, molecular function: zinc ion binding; RNA binding; protein binding. Bases 1 to 2382 code for a protein of 793 amino acids.